GCAUCGGGGUCCAAGUGCGCAGGCGUAUUAGGCUGCUCUACUGCUGCCUGAUUAGAAACUGCCGCCCGCUCUUCGUGCUCGCUACAGAACCCGGGGGCAGUUCGCGCACCCGCAGUCCACGAAGGACCCGCCUUUAUUACUCAAGUCUCGUAGGCAGCGCUUUGGGCUGGUUUCCGAGUUUGUUCUACAGGCAUUCGGCGCAGCGCUCUACAAAGCUGCCUUCCUCCGCCGGGGCCCUCCAGGCUGCGGAAGCCCCGGGCAGAGGCGAGGCAGGUCCUUUCUCGGAGCGUGUCGCGGCCGGCCGGGUGCCCGCGGGGAAGCAGCGCGGAGAGCCCGGCGCCAUGUAUUACAAAUUCAGCGGCUUCAGCCAGAAGCUGGUGGGGGCGGUGGCGGCCGCCGCCUAUGCCCCUCAGGGACUCAAGCCACUGGCAUCCACAGAAUCACCAGCUCUGAUAUUUGGAAUGCCAACUAAAUUUGCCUCAGAUUCGCCAGCAGCUGUUUCUUAUUUGGGUAAAAACAAGGUGCCGGACCUCCAGAAGCUAUUUCAGAAGGCUGAUGGAUUGCCAGUACAUCUGAAACGAGGGGUUCCUGAUCAGCUGCUAUAUCGUACCACUAUGGCUCUAACGAUAGGAGGGACCAUCUACUGUCUGAUAGCUCUCUACAUGGCCUCACAACCAAAAUCCAAGAAGUGAGUGAACCAUAACUAAUGGGACUGAUUCAGCAUUUCUCUGAAGGACCAGUUGUGUACUACCCCUUUGUAUUUACUGCUUAAUCCUGUGAUUGUAUGUUGUGAGUUCUUCAAAUAAAGACAUUAAGAAAA
Dermochelys coriacea (leatherback sea turtle) is the source of this 820-nucleotide messenger RNA. RefSeq names its product cytochrome c oxidase subunit 7A-related protein, mitochondrial (gene COX7A2L). Lineage: Eukaryota; Metazoa; Chordata; Testudines; Dermochelyidae. The transcript has 3 exons. The record is from RefSeq and is a predicted model, not a curated record. Bases 342 to 692 code for a protein of 116 amino acids. Gene Ontology annotation, biological process: regulation of oxidative phosphorylation; mitochondrial electron transport, cytochrome c to oxygen; mitochondrial respirasome assembly.